UCUCACAAUCCAAGUGUUAGAAAACAGAGAAAAAAAAAAGAAAAAGAAAAAAGAGAAAAAGAUUUUGUCUGCCUUUCUGGGAAUUUCACAGACCUUUUAACACUUGUCUGUUUUUCUCUGUCUUCUGCAGCUGCAUAGUAUAUACUGGGAACCCAUUUGACUCUUAACUUAUGUACUUAGGCCUGAAAAAAAGCUAAGUAUGUCAGGUUUAUAUAAUAAUAAUCACAACUUCUCACCUUCUAGAGCUGCAUCUCCCCAGAUUAGAACUUCUAAUCCAGAUGUUGACAGUAAUCAGUACUUGUCAGAACUGUUGGCUGAACAUCAAAAGGUUGGUCCAUUCAUGCAAGUUCUUCCCAUUUGUAGCACUCUCUUGAAUCAAGAGAUCUUAAGGGUAUCAGGAAUGACGCCAAACCAGAUUCUUGGCGAGCUAGACAGAUUUCGGCAUAGAAGUCCAAGCCCUAUGACUUCAGCAAACGUUAUGUCAAAUGUUGCUGGAACUGGAUUAGGUGGUUGGAGCGGACUUGCGCAGGAGAGAUUAAGUGGACCUUCUGGAAUGUCAAUGGACUGGCAUGGGGCACCAGCAAGUCCUAGUUCAUACACUGUGAAAAGGAUAUUGCGCUUAGAAAUUCCAUUAGAAACUUAUCCAAAUUUCAAUUUUGUUGGGCGACUUCUGGGUCCGAGGGGAAAUUCUUUGAAACAGGUGGAAGCUACUACAGGAUGUCGUGUAUAUAUUAGAGGAAGAGGGUCAAUAAAGGACCCCGAUCAGGAGGAGAACCUACGCGGAAUACCAGGAUAUGAGCACCUGAAUGAACCACUCCAUAUUUUAAUCGAGGCGGAUUUACCAGCCAAUAUCGUGGAUAUUAGAUUGAGACAGGCACAAGAAAUAAUAGAGGAGUUGCUCAAGCCAGUGGACGAAUCACAAGAUUAUAUAAAGAGACAACAAUUGUACGAACUUUCCAUGCUAAAUUCAAAUUUCAGGGAAGAGAGUCCUGGACCAAGUGGCAGUGUCUCUCCUUUCAAUAGUGGUGGAUUGAAACGUCCCAAGACCGGCCGUUGAGAGUUAGUUCAGACAUUCAAGUUGUUGAUCCCAUUUUCACUUGAAUUCUUAAAGUCAUGCCAGAGUAUUCUUCUCAACAUAUCUCAUACUAAACACGUCCCUUGUGCGGGCGACGUUGUGGUUGGCUUGUGGACUUCUAUUUAUUUUUUUUUCAACAAAAGAAACAAAAAGAAAGAGAGUAUAGAGGAAGAAUAGAUCUCGUGGGUUAUAUAGUUGGCUCUUUGAAUUAGUUUUGGUCAUGCCAGUUCUUGUAAACUUCUUCCAUUGGAUUUAUUUUUGUGUUAGUAAUUGCAAUAUAAGAUAUUACAUUAUUACUGUCUCAGUGUA
Molecule: messenger RNA, 1384 nt
Organism: Nicotiana tabacum (common tobacco)
Lineage: Eukaryota; Viridiplantae; Streptophyta; Magnoliopsida; Solanales; Solanaceae
Product: KH domain-containing protein At3g08620
Biological process (GO): regulation of mRNA splicing, via spliceosome
Cellular component (GO): nucleus
Molecular function (GO): mRNA binding
Source: RefSeq, a predicted model, not a curated record